Pseudomassariella vexata is the source of this 792-nucleotide messenger RNA. RefSeq names its product nucleophile aminohydrolase. The transcript has 2 exons. Gene Ontology annotation, cellular component: proteasome core complex. The record is from RefSeq and is a predicted model, not a curated record. Bases 1 to 792 code for a protein of 263 amino acids. NCBI's taxonomy places the organism in Eukaryota, Fungi, Ascomycota, Sordariomycetes, Amphisphaeriales, Pseudomassariaceae.
AUGGCCAUGUUCAGCCAAAAUCCCGUCCUGAACGGGCCGAACUACUCGUUCGCAGAGGUGCCUCGAGACCGAGUCGAUGGCCUGCGAGAACACCGCUUCAACCCCUACACCGACAACGGUGGUUCGACCCUCGCCAUUACCGGCGCCGACUUCGCCAUUGUGGCUGGUGACACCCGUCUGACCUCCGGCUACAGCAUCAACACUCGCUACGCACCCAAAGUUUUCAAGAUCGGCGGCACCAACUCGAACCAAUCCGAUGCCACGCUUCUUCUUUCGGUGGUCGGCUACGCCGCCGAUGGCGAGGCCCUGAAGGAGCGCCUCGACGCCGUCUGCAAGAUGUACCGCUACCGUCACAACAAACCCAUGUCGGUCAACGCAUGCGCGAAGCGCCUUUCCACCAUUCUUUAUCAGAAGCGCUUCUUCCCCUACUACGUGCACGCCAUCCUGGCGGGGCUGGAUGAGGAGGGCAAGGGCGCCGUCUACAGUUACGAUCCCGUGGGCAGCUACGAGCGCGAGCAGUGCAGGGCAGCCGGCGCGGCGGCCAGUCUGAUCAUGCCGUUUUUAGACAACCAAGUCAACUUCAAGAAUCAGUACCAACCGGGAAGCGGAGAGGGUCAUGCGCUGGCGGAGCGGGAGAAGGCACCGUUGCCGAGGGAGGAGGUCGAGAUUCUGGUCAAAGAUGCGUUUGACUCGGCGGUGGAGCGGCAUAUUGAGGUUGGUGAUGGCUUGCAGAUGAUGAUCAUUACGUCAUCCGGGAUUGAGGAGAAGCUUCUACCACUGAAGAAAGAUUAA